AUGUCUUUUCUAACCGGCACUCAUCGAUUUCUUGAUCCGAAAUGUAAUGAGAUAUUAGAUCAGUUUUAUGAAUGUAUCGAAAAGAAAACUCGCGCUAUAGGAGCUUGUGAUGGUAUAUUGGCAAAAUUAUAUCGAUGUAAACAAGAAGAUCUUGAAGCUCAUCGAAAAAUGAACAAAGUUGAUACUGAACAAAAAAAGCGUGAAUUAGCGAUAGCACGUGAUCCAAUUGUUCAAAAGAAACUUGAAAUUCUUAAAAGACUACAAGAUAAACAAAAAGAGCAAGCAGCGUCUUCUUCGUCGACGUCGUAG
Rotaria socialis is the source of this 309-nucleotide messenger RNA. The record is from the annotation of a GenBank genome assembly. Lineage: Eukaryota; Metazoa; Rotifera; Eurotatoria; Philodinida; Philodinidae.